AAGAAAUAUGGAAACAUUUUAUAAGAAAUACGGAGUUUUGGGCUUCAUUUUCAAUUCAAGUUAAAUAGUUGGACGGCUCAGGAACAAACGAAUUAGAAAAAGUCAGAUUGCCGAACCACUGUGCAACGAAAUCCGACAUCCGUUGAGGGGUCCGAUAGGCUGGCGCAGAAGCUGGGUACCCAGUGACUAGAGCUCUACGAUGACAACCUCAAGUAUGGUGUUCGGCGCAUCCGUAGCCCUUAUUCUGUUGAUGUGGACUGGAGCAGGGCAUUGCCAAGUGGGCUACGUACGGCACCUGUCGGAGCUGCGAAUUAGGGAACUUGAAAAAUUGGCAGUUCGCAUGCAGAGCUCCAUCAACAGCGAAAAGUAUGCCUGUGAUAGUUAUUUCGACUACGUCUGCAGCCGCAAUCGACCACUAUUUUCAGUAAUGGGACACAUGCCGCAGAUGGACGAUCUGAUGCAGCUGCUGACCGAGCUACAGAACGAUCCAGAGCACUUCGAGGCCAAACAGAAGAUGCUGGACUUCUUCAUCUCCUGCAACUCGCAGCACGCGCUGGAAGACUGCUAUCGGGAGACCUUUGAGUAUUUCAAGCCACUUUUCGGGUACAUAGUUACAAAAAACCUGCUCGACGGAGGAUCCCACGAGCUGGAUGACUUCCUGGGCAUUUUGGACCGCUUCGUCGCCAGGCUUCAGAAGGACCGAGAUUCGAACCCCAUUCUCAGCAAGCUAGCCACCUACAAGCAGAAGUUCAAAACGCCGCGCGUCUACUUCCAUGCCAGAGACCUGAGCCGGGAGUACCAGGACCUGCGGAUCUACCGGGAGAGCUACGAGCACAACGUUCGCAAUCUGGAGCAGCACCGGAAGCUGAACUCCACGUACGAGCUGGGGGUUCAGCGCACCAUGCUGGAUUGGAGCAUGUACCUCUUCCAGAGCCGCAACAAACCCAUGUCCUACUUCUACUCCACGUUCACGGUCCACUUGUACAUGAUGCUCUUCAACAGUCGGGAGCGUCAGCGGGACUUUACGCGGUUCCGCGAAGACGUAGAGUGCUUAAGGCUGCCGCAGUUCGUUAAUGUUCUGGAUGAGGCCAGGAUGCUGGCUGUGAUCUACUUAAAGAGUUUCAGAGCCGCCUGGAUAGACUACAGCGCAUGGACCAACUCGCCGCCACAGAACAGUGGGAUAUACGAUCAAGAGAACGGCGUCCUUCAAAAGUACCAUCUGGACAACAAGCGUAUAUUCUUCACCCUUUACGCUCAGAACUUUUGCGAGUUUGGCAAGGAUCUGGCCGAGCAUGUGUUCUACCUGGGCCUUAAGCAGAAUAAGGACUUUUUCGACAUAUACUCGUGCGGUUUCCAAACGGAAAACCCUAUGACUUGUGUUUGAUUGAUCAAACUUUCUUACCUUUUUUUUAGUUUACGAUAUAUGACAAGAGCUUAAAACCUGAUACAAAUGUGACAUAAAUGCAUCCUUACACUUUUAAAUAAAGUUCGCAUUAUAAAUCUGUUCAGUAGUCGCGAGCUAUUGCAAAUUAAAACAAGAGUCUCCUCUAUUAUAUACCCGGUUUCCCAUUUUUCUGGCAUACUAAAUAUAAAUAUAGAUAUAAAUAAAG
Molecule: messenger RNA, 1610 nt
Organism: Drosophila erecta
Lineage: Eukaryota; Metazoa; Arthropoda; Insecta; Diptera; Drosophilidae
Exons: 2
Coding region: 200-1384 (394 amino acids)
Source: RefSeq, a predicted model, not a curated record